Sabethes cyaneus is the source of this 1179-nucleotide messenger RNA. Its product is annotated as putative odorant receptor 83c. Gene Ontology annotation, molecular function: olfactory receptor activity; odorant binding. Gene Ontology annotation, cellular component: plasma membrane. Gene Ontology annotation, biological process: sensory perception of smell; detection of chemical stimulus involved in sensory perception of smell. The record is from RefSeq and is a predicted model, not a curated record. The coding region runs from base 1 to 1179 and encodes 392 amino acids. NCBI's taxonomy places the organism in Eukaryota, Metazoa, Arthropoda, Insecta, Diptera, Culicidae. The transcript has 3 exons.
AUGGAUGCACUCAAUGCAUUUAUGAAAUAUAUGAAGUAUCUGAGUUUCCUUUCUUCACCACUGGGAUUGAACGUUUUUGCUUCUGAAUACCGAACCGGAAUAAGAACCUACAUAUCCUACCUGGUGCUGAUUGUCUAUGUGAUUCUUACCGUAAAUUCUAUUAUCAUUGCGACCGAAGGCACCGAUAUACUAAAGGCUCUCUCAUUUGGAGGAUUUUUCUUUCAAUGUGCGUUGAAAAUAUAUUUUACGCUUUCUCGUUCCGAACUGUACUAUCAAAACCACGAACAACUUAAGAAAUAUAUUUACCUAAGGCAUUUGAAUGGUGAUGAAAAACAGAAAGCUGUCGUGUUGAAGAACAUUACGUUAUUACUAAAUUUGGUGAAAGUAACUACUGUGCUGUAUUUGUCAACCAUUUUGCUGUUUUCUGCAUAUCCGGUUUACAUGUACGUAUUUGAAAAAACUGUUAUCACCAUGUUUCCACUUUACAUUCCUGGAGUAAGCACUGAAUCAAUUCUCGGUUAUUGGAUGACAAACAGUUUCCAUAUUUUAUUUGCAAUAUAUGGCCUGUUUGGCGCUUUGGCAUCAGACACUGCCUUUAUGAUGUUCAUAUUUCAUAUUGUAAGCUAUACUGAAUUAUUUGCAAUCGAAUUUGAUAAAUUUGCGGAAGAUUUGACUUUAAUCCAAAAUGAUGCCGAUUCCAAAAAUCAUAGUGAUUUUUGUCACACGCAAAUGCGACAAAUAAUUAGUAGCCAUCAAGAAAUUUUGGCGUAUCUUAAAUCGCUUCAAGUUUGUUACGAGAAUAUCUGCAAAACGCAGGUCGGAACAACUGUGAUGACGCUUUCGUUUAACUUGUUUCUUGCAUUGGUGACGGACUGGUAUGCCACGUACGGUUUUGCGACUGCAUCACUAUUCCAAAUGUUUAUUUAUUCUGUAUUGGGAACUAUAAUGCAGCUGAUGAAUGAACGAGUUAUGGGAAUGAUUUACGAUUUUCCUUGGCACCUGCUAACAAACUCCGAGAGGCGGUCCUUUACAUUUUUAUUGAGACGUAGUCAGCUUUUCAUCGAAAUGCACAUUCGUGGUUUUGGUCCUUUGAAUAUGGAAGCUUUCACCGAAAUUAUGCGGCUAAUUUAUUCAUCGUUUACUAUGCUCUAUAGUUUUCUAACCGAGCAAGAACUGUAG